Molecule: messenger RNA, 1991 nt
Organism: Daktulosphaira vitifoliae (grape phylloxera)
Lineage: Eukaryota; Metazoa; Arthropoda; Insecta; Hemiptera; Phylloxeridae
Gene: Cep97
Product: centrosomal protein of 97 kDa
Exons: 11
Coding region: 216-1985 (589 amino acids)
Biological process (GO): mRNA splicing, via spliceosome
Cellular component (GO): U2 snRNP
Molecular function (GO): protein binding; U2 snRNA binding
Source: RefSeq, a predicted model, not a curated record
AACUUCUUUUCAUAGUAAUUAUGACACUCUAAAAAUAUAUGAAAUAUAUCAUUUUAAUUCUCGAUUCAUUACUACACCACCUAUAUACAAUAUAUAUCAUACGUAUACAAUAUAAUAUUGUAUAAAUAAUACAUUUGUUGAAAUUUCAUUACAAAAUUUAUUUAUUUUAUUUUAAAUUCCUAACAUUUGAUGAGAAAAUAGUUAUUAUUUAUAAAAUGGCAGAUGAAUCUUUGUUAAACAUGUCAGAUCAAGAACUACGAAAGUUACCUAAAUCUGAAACGUGCCAUAAUAUUAAUAUUUUAGAUGUUAGUAAAAAUAAUUUACAAAAAUUGGAAAAUGUUGAAAAUUAUAAUAAUCUUAUUGAAUUGAUUGCAAGUCAUAAUCAAAUGAUGAGGAUGUAUACUGUUUCAAAGUUAACAAAAAUUGUUAAGUUAGAUUUAUCCAACAAUCACUUAAUGAGUAUUGAGGGACUUAGAGAUUUAGUCAACUUAAAAUGGCUUAAUUUAUCUAAUAAUAAAAUCAAAAUAAUCGAACAUUUAAAUACAAAUGUAAAUUUGGUACAUAUAGAUCUUUCAUUUAAUAGCAUUACAUACAUUACCAAUCUAAGUCAUCUACUGAAAUUAGAAAGAUUAUAUUUACAUUCAAAUCAGAUUUGUCAUUUAACAAACUGUCAAAAUUUUUUACCAAUAAGUUUAAAUAUACUAACAUUAGCCAACAAUAAUCUUAAUGAUUUAAAUGAAAUAUCACAAUUAUGCCGACUAAAUUCUUUAAAAGAAAUUUCAUUAACUGGUAAUAAUUGCUUAGAAGAUUAUAAAUUUAAUUACCGGCCCUAUAUUGUGAAUUGGUGUCCUAAUGUAAAAGUAAUUGAUGGUUAUGCAGUUGAUGACAUUGAAAACUUAAAAGCAGAAUGGCUUUACAGUCAAGGACAAGGUAGAAAAUUUCAUACUGGUCAACAUGCUGCUCUAGUUCGGUAUCUAACAGAAACUUGUCCAAUUACUAACCAUGCAUUGGAAACUGAACAUGAAAGGAAAUUACGAUUAGUUUUAAGUAAAGCUCAACAGUAUAGAGAACAAUUACAUAGAACAUCUAUUCCAAACUCUACUGUGACACCACAAGAUUCUUUAAUGACUAGAAGUUUAGAUCCAAGUGCCUUAAAGUCUACAACUCAAAGAUUAUCUAGUGGUCCUGAAAGCUGUCAAGUUACUCCAAGUAGUAUGAUACGUAGUGUACAUUUACCAUUAUCUGACAGUAAAGGGCAAUCUCAACCUUUACCAGCAGCCAGUACUAUGUUACCAAUUUUAGAUAGUUUACCAAGUCCUCUUACUCCCUGUUUACCUAAUUCAAGACCAAUAAUAGGGCUUCAGACUCCUGCUGGUGAAGAAUCUAGAGCACCAACCAUGGAAAAACUACAAACUAUAAAAAAUAAAGCAACAUUGAUGAACAUUAAUGAAAAUAAUAAUUGUGAUUUAAAUCAAUCAGCAACUAUAAUACAAAAAUAUUGGAGAGGAUAUCAAGUACGAAAUCUCAACAAAACUGUAGCUAAUGUAUAUCAAAAUUUACAGAUGCUUCGUUUUAAUGAAUAUAUAAAGCAUUUAAAUAAAGAUUUGGGCGACACAAAAUCUACACUUGAAAAAGAACAUGAAUUAAUCAUUUCACAAAUGCAAGCUGUCAAUGAAUUAUGGAAAAAAGUAAAUAGUAUUGAUAGUCGAAUAGGAGAGAACAGCGGAAAUGACAAUUACAAAUGCCUUGAAAAAACAUGUACUAUACUAGAUACUAAGGUACAACAACUUCAAAACUCAAUGGAUCUUGUGUUGAGAUGCGUUAGUCCUUCUGUUACUAAUGAAGCUGAGACACAAACUGAUAUAAUAGCUGUUCAAACACCAGAUGCAUGUUGUCAAAAUUCUAAUAUAUUAGCACGGCCUAAUUUUCUUCCUUUGUCUAAAUCGUGUACCAACCAUGUAGAAUCUACUAAUAAUUUAAGAUAAGAUUGA